Molecule: messenger RNA, 1083 nt
Organism: Trichoderma harzianum CBS 226.95
Lineage: Eukaryota; Fungi; Ascomycota; Sordariomycetes; Hypocreales; Hypocreaceae
Exons: 2
Coding region: 1-1083 (360 amino acids)
Source: RefSeq, a predicted model, not a curated record
AUGCUCCGCACGCUUAGCUCUGUUAGCCUCCUCAUCGGCCUUCAUGCCAUUGCAGUCACUGCCAACAAACCCCCGAUAAUCCAAGGCCCAAUCACAGUGGGAACCAAAGGCCAUCCUUUCAGCGCAUAUGCUGGGAAUAUCUCCUCUAUAGGCUAUGUCGAAGAAGAGUUUUUUCUCAGCGGGGAUGCUGUUCGAUACAAUGUUGUCGGUAACUUGACAAGUGAUGGUCAUUGGACGUUAUCCUACAACAGCACUGCCUCAUACAAAACCCGUAUGCUCAUCCGACGCCCAUUGGAUCAUAAAAGGUUCAACGGCGAUGUUCUUGUCGAGUGGAUCAACGUUUCCGGCGGUUUCGACAUUACAUCUACCGACCUUCCAGGCGUCUAUGAAGCGGGCUACAUAUGGGCCAGUAUUGACGCCCAAGCUACUGGUAUCGAAGGCGGAGCAACGAAUCCCCAAGGCCUCAUUCAAUGGGACCCAGUGCGAUAUGGCACGCUGAAUAUUCCUGAUGAUGCCAUCUCCUAUGAUAUUGUCAGUCAAGCUGCCAGUGUUUUGCGCAGUGGCAAUGUCACUGGAGGUCAAAUUCCUGAGCAUGCCAUCCUUGUUGGGGCUUCUCAAUCCGGUAGCCGAGUUUUGGGUUAUACAAAUGGUGUCCAGCCAUUGAAUGGCUCAUAUGAUGCCAUCAUUCCGGCCAUCUGUGCUGGUGCUUCUUCUGAUUUCAGCCCUGUCCCUGCUCACCCUACUCCUGGCCAGAGUGGUCGCACUGUGGCCACCAACUCAAGUGGAGUGAUGGACUACGUUCGAGAUGCCGAUGGUAAUACCAAGGGCGGAAUCCGUCUUCCAGAACUUGCCGUGCCCGUCGCCGGGUACAACGGCAUUAACAACGGUCUCUCUGGCAACACAUACCCAUUUUCCGAUUCCAAGUUGAAUGCUUUGUAUCCAACUCACCAAGAGUAUGUUGCCAAGGUUAAAGCAGCUGCUUAUGCGUCUUUACAUGAAAAGGUCAUUUUGGAAUACCAGGUUAAGAAUUACACGCGCGCAGCGGAGGUCGCUAACGUUCCUCCACAAUGCACUAGCUCUUAG